Molecule: messenger RNA, 855 nt
Organism: Osmia bicornis bicornis
Lineage: Eukaryota; Metazoa; Arthropoda; Insecta; Hymenoptera; Megachilidae
Product: F-box/LRR-repeat protein 15-like
Exons: 1
Coding region: 1-855 (284 amino acids)
Biological process (GO): SCF-dependent proteasomal ubiquitin-dependent protein catabolic process
Cellular component (GO): SCF ubiquitin ligase complex
Source: RefSeq, a predicted model, not a curated record
AUGCCGUGGAUACAGAGAUCGUUACAGACAUUGCGGCUUAAAGACUGUCCGUCGCUUCUCUCAGAAGCUGUUGCCGCUACGCUCACAGCAAUGCGUUGCCUCGUUGACCUGGAAUUGUCGGGGUGCCGUACCCUAACCACAAUAGAACCACUCAAGGCCUUGAUGGAAAAUCAGGCCAUACAUGACACUCUGGAGGAACUCCGCAUACAGGGGGUAAGUUUCGAUCCCGUAUAUCUCGAUCCAGAAUUGGAGGACCUGCCUGUUCCGGAAGACCUGCAGCUGCCCUUCAUCGAGUUGAACAUGGGACCGGCAGACGAGGGAGCGACAUUGGUCUCGGUAUUCCGCAACUUGCGCAUACUGGAUUUACGAUUCUGCGGAUGGGUAUCUAAUUCAUUGGUCCUCCACAUUGGCCAACACUUAGGAAAAUUGGAACGUUUGGACUUAUCCGGAUGCUCAAAUAUACGAGGGCAGUUUGGAUUGGAGCCCUUGGAGGCGCUCCCAAAACUCCGCCAAGUGCACCUGGUCAAUAUGCAUCCCAGCGUAGGAAUACAACCCCUGGCCGCGAUAAGAACCCUGGAGGAGAUACAAUGUCGGGAUUCCGCAGGAGUGACGGACGAGGAGGUCUGCCAAGUAGUCCGCGGAUGUCCGGCCCUAACAAAGUUCAAUGUGGAAGGAUGCCAGGGCAUCACCCAGCAGACAAUCACCGGAGUGACCGACAUAGUACGACGGGAAGGACGGGACGCGGUACUUAGUCUUUGGGUCGGCGAAACAAAUGUACAGAGAUGGGCGAGAGCACGGCAGUCUCUGUUACUUAGAGUCUUCCACGACCGGGCAUACCAACCGUUUUUGCAGUGA